AUGAUGUUUGCCAUAGAGGAGAUCAACAACAGCUCAGAGCUGCUGCCGGGCGUGACACUGGGCUACAGAAUCUUUGACUCCUGCCCCAGUAUCCCUCUGUCCAUCAAAGCGUCACUGAACCUGAUGAAUAGGUACGAGAGUGGGGAAGGCAGAUGUAACAAACUCUCCAAUGUGCAUGCUGUCAUAGGGGAAACCACAUCCACCUCCACAAUAGGUAUCGCACGCACCAUGGGACCCUUUCAUAUACCUGUGAUCAGUCAUUCAGCCACUUGUGCAUGUCUUAGUAACAGGAGAGAUUAUCCUUCCUUCUUCAGAACCAUACCCAGUGACAUUUACCAGAGCAAAGCAUUGGCAAAGCUGAUGAAACAGUUUGGCUGGACCUGGGUUGGAGCUAUAAGAACCAACAGUGACUAUGGAAAUGGUGGCAUGGCCACAUUUCUGGAAGCAGCUGAAAAGGAAGGUGUGUGUGUUGAGUAUUCUGUUGCUAUUUAUAGGACCGACCCCAGAAAGUGGUUCUUGGAGGUGGUUGACAUUAUCAAGAAAUCCACCUCUAAGGUAAUAGUGGCAUUUGCAGACGGCACAGACCUUGACAUCCUUAUCAAAGAGCUUCAUGCUCAGAAUGUGACAGGCCUGCAGUGGGUGGGCAGCGAGGGCUGGAUCACCUAUCGCUACAUUGCCUCUCCAGUGAACUACGCUGUGGUCCAGGGGGCUGUGGGCUUCGCGGCACUCAACGCUCACAUCCCCGGACUGCAGGAGUUCCUGUCAAGCACCAGACCCUCCACCACACCAGGCAACAGGGGACUGGUGGAGUUGUGGGAGAUGGUGUUCAGUUGCACCUUGACUCCCCAAGCAGAGGCUCACAGUCAAGGUUCAGAGGCAGCCUGCUCGGGCACGGAGUCCCUGCGGAACACAAACACGCGCUUCACAGAUGUUUCAGAUGCCAGUCUGAUGAAUAAUGUUUACAAGGCCACAUACGCUGUCGGUCAUGCACUGCACAUGCUGUUUACAUGCACAGAUGGACGGGGGCACCUCACUGUGCCUCUGCAGGUUCUGCAUUAUCUGACCCAGGUGAAUUUCACCACUAAGAUCGGUGAAAAUGUCUUCUUUGAUGAGCUGGGCGACCCUGUGGCACGCUACGCGCUGGUCAACUGGCAGAUGGAUAAGACAGGUAACAUACUCUUUGAGACCAUCGGCUUCUACGAUGCCUCCCGACCUGAGGGUGAACAGUUUGAGAUGAAAAGAGACGUGAAGGCCAUCUGGGCAGGCGAGAACCUUGAGGUGCCGAGGUCCAUCUGCAGUGAGAGCUGUGUGCCGGGGACCCGCCGCGCGUUUGUCAAGGGCAAACCCAUCUGCUGUUUUGAUUGCAUCAUCUGUGCUGACGGGAAGUUCAGCAACAGGACAAAUGCAGUCAAAUGUGACAAAUGUCCCCCUGACUACAAGUCCAACGUGGAGAGGAACAGCUGUGACCUAAAGGCCAUUGAGUUCCUCACAUUCAGGGAACUGAUGGGUAUUCUGCUUGUCAGCUUCUCUGUCUUUGGUGCCUGCCUGGCAAUGACUAUAGCCCUGAUAUUUUUCUACUUCAGGCAAACUCCAAUUGUCAGGGCCAACAACUCGGAGCUGAGCUUCCUGCUGCUCUUCUCCCUGACCCUGUGCUUCCUGUGCUCCCUCACCUUCAUCGGCCGGCCCUCCGAGUGGUCCUGCAUGCUGCGACACACUGCGUUCGGCAUCACCUUCGUCCUCUGCAUCUCUUGUGUCCUCGGGAAAACUAUAGUGGUGUUAAUGGCCUUUAAAGCAACUCUUCCAGGCAGAAAUGUUAUCAAGUGGUUCGGGCCUGCACAGCAGAGGAUCAGCGUUCUGGCGUUCACUCUGAUACAGGUUGUGAUUUGCAUUCUUUGGCUGACAAUGAAUCCUCCAUUUCCUUUUAAGAAUAUGUAUCUCUACGAGGACAGAAUCAUAUUAGAGUGUGCGCUAGGAUCAGCUGUCGGCUUCUGGGCUGUGUUGGGAUACAUCGGACUCUUAGCCAUGUUGUGUUUUGUUCUCGCUUUUUUGGCUCGAAAGCUUCCCAAUAAUUUCAACGAGGCUAAAUUGAUCACCUUCAGCAUGUUGAUAUUCUGCGCAGUCUGGAUCACAUUCAUCCCGGCUUAUGUCAGCUCUCCUGGGAAGUUCACUGUGGCUGUGGAGAUAUUUGCCAUCCUGGCUUCAAGUUAUGGAAUGCUGUUUUGCAUUUUCUUACCAAAGUGCUACAUCAUUUUAUUAAAACCUGAGGAAAAUACAAGGAAACAUUUGAUGGGUAAAUUUACCUCAAGAUCUCUUUAA
This is a messenger RNA of Platichthys flesus (European flounder), 2316 nucleotides long. RefSeq names its product extracellular calcium-sensing receptor-like. The transcript is spliced from 5 exons. The record is from RefSeq and is a predicted model, not a curated record. The coding region runs from base 1 to 2316 and encodes 771 amino acids. Gene Ontology annotation, cellular component: membrane. NCBI's taxonomy places the organism in Eukaryota, Metazoa, Chordata, Actinopteri, Pleuronectiformes, Pleuronectidae. Gene Ontology annotation, biological process: G protein-coupled receptor signaling pathway. Gene Ontology annotation, molecular function: G protein-coupled receptor activity.